AAAUAAAGGAACCAUAUAUAAACAAACCUUUUGUGCGUUUGUGAGGAGUGGGAUCGAAGAGAAUAAUGGCUUCUCAGAUUGCAAGAAGAGUCCUUGAGCGUAAUCCAUGCGGUGCUAGGAGGUUUUUCUCCAGUGAAUCCAAUUUGAUCCGUGCUACUCUCUUCCCGGGCGAUGGUAUUGGCCCUGAAAUUGCUGAAUCCGUCAAGCAGAUUUUCAAGACUGCUGAGGUACCAAUUGAAUGGGAAGAACACUAUGUGGGGAAGGAGAUAGACCCUAGAACCAAUAGUUUUUUAACAUGGGAAAGUCUUGAAUCAGUGAGACGGAAUAAGGUUGGUUUGAAAGGGCCAAUGGCCACACCUAUUGGGAAAGGUCAUCGUUCCUUGAACCUUACGUUGAGGAAAGAGUUAAAUCUAUAUGCCAAUGUUAGACCUUGCUACAGUCUACCUGGAUACAAGACACGCUAUGAUAAUGUUAAUCUCAUCACUAUUAGAGAAAACACGGAAGGAGAGUACAGUGGUCUUGAGCAUCAAGUAGUGAGGGGUGUGGUUGAAAGUCUCAAGAUCAUCACUCGUCAAGCAAGCUUAAGGGUUGCAGAGUACACGUUUCACUAUGCCAAGGCUCAUGGAAGAGAGAGAGUUUCUGCAAUUCACAAAGCUAACAUCAUGCAAAAGACUGAUGGUCUUUUCCUUAAGUGUUGCCGAGAGGUAGCAGAGAAGUACCCUGAGAUAAAGUAUGAGGAAGUUGUCAUUGACAAUUGUUGUAUGAUGCUUGUGAAAAAUCCAGCACUUUUUGAUGUUUUGGUGAUGCCUAACCUUUACGGUGACAUUAUCAGUGACCUUUGUGCUGGUCUGAUCGGUGGUUUGGGCUUAACUCCAAGUUGCAAUAUUGGUGAGGGAGGUAUUGCUCUUGCCGAGGCUGUGCAUGGUUCAGCACCUGAUAUUGCUGGAAAGAACUUGGCAAACCCAACUGCUUUGCUUUUGAGUGCUGUAACCAUGCUACGUCAUUUGGAGCUUCAUGAUAAAGCUGAUCGUAUCCAAGAUGCUAUCCUAAAAACAAUUGCGGAAGGGAAGUACCGAACAGGUGACCUUGGCGGUACUUCAUCAACUACUGACUUCACAAAUGCCAUCUGUGACCAUCUUUAACAUGCUCAUCCAUAUGUAUAUUCAAUUUUUGCAAUGGUUCGACAUAAUGUGUAUGUUUCAAAUAUACAAUUGAAAUAAUUUAUUUUGGUGACUCAAACAACAUUACUUUGGGUUUAGGGUUUCAGGGUUUAGGGUUUAGUGUUUGCAAAAAUUGAUUGACUUUUCUUUUUGACGUUAAUUUUAUUCAACUUUUGCAAAAA
This is a messenger RNA of Lycium barbarum (goji berry), 1342 nucleotides long. RefSeq names its product isocitrate dehydrogenase [NAD] catalytic subunit 5, mitochondrial-like. The coding region runs from base 66 to 1142 and encodes 358 amino acids. Gene Ontology annotation, cellular component: mitochondrion. Gene Ontology annotation, molecular function: NAD binding; isocitrate dehydrogenase (NAD+) activity; magnesium ion binding. The transcript has 7 exons. Lineage: Eukaryota; Viridiplantae; Streptophyta; Magnoliopsida; Solanales; Solanaceae. The record is from RefSeq and is a predicted model, not a curated record. Gene Ontology annotation, biological process: isocitrate metabolic process; tricarboxylic acid cycle.